Molecule: messenger RNA, 1119 nt
Organism: Lachancea meyersii CBS 8951
Lineage: Eukaryota; Fungi; Ascomycota; Saccharomycetes; Saccharomycetales; Saccharomycetaceae
Source: the annotation of a GenBank genome assembly
AUGAGCUCAUGCCAAACAUGUAAAGACCCCUCUAAAGUGCUACAAUCUAUAAUGUCUAUCGAUGUGCUGAGCGUUACAAAGAGACAGGAAGGUUUCCAAUUCGUGAAUGAGGUCGAAUCAGAGUCCGACAGCGACGUCGAAAUGACCAAUAACGACGAAAAACCAGAAUCUAACACGAUAGCCAAUGACGGAACCAUUGUUACGCCUGGAGAGCUGGUCACUGAUGAUCCAGUAUGGAUGCGUGGUCAUGGCACAUAUUUUUUGGAAAAUCAGACCUACGCCUCCGUGGCAGGAACAGUCUCUAGGGUGAACAGACUGCUAUCCGUAAUUCCACUACGAGGACGCUAUACUCCAGAAACAGGCGACCACGUUAUAGGGAGAAUCGCAGAAGUUGGAAAUAGAAGGUGGAAAGUCGAUAUUGGUGCCAAACAGCACGCUGUUUUGAUGCUCGGCUCUGUCAACCUCCCAGGUGGUGUACUGAGAAGGAAAUCGGAAUCCGACGAGCUUCAAAUGCGCAGUUUUCUUAAAGAGGGCGAUCUUCUGAACGCCGAGGUUCAAUCUCUGUUUCAAGAUGGUAGUGCUUCUUUGCAUACAAGAUCGCUCAAGUACGGAAAGCUAAGAAAUGGUACUUUUCUUCAAGUGCCCAGUCCCCUGGUAGUACGUUCCAAGAAGCACACUCAUAACCUACCAGGAAAUGUGACAGUUAUUCUGGGUGUUAACGGCUUUGUCUGGUUGCGGAAAACCUCAGAGAUCGACACGGCUAACAAUACAUCUAGCGUGGCCGGCAGGAACGCAGCCGCGCUUUCAGGCGCCUCGGGUGAAUAUAAACCAGGCUCCAACUCUGUGAGUAUAACGAGGCUAGAGGAGGAAUCCUCGUGGGAGAUCUACUCGGAUAAAAACGACCCUAUUUCAGAAAGCAUGAAGAGAACUAUCACCCGAUAUUCGAAUGUUAUCAAAGCUCUAGCACACUGUGAAAUUGGCCUUACAGAGGCUAGAGUGGUGGCCGCAUACGAAGCCAGCAUGACUUUCAGUCAUGUUGGAUCCCUAAUAGAGAGGGAAAACAUGGAGUCGAUAGGUCAGGAUGUUAUAAAUGCUGAGAAAAUGAGGGGAAACUCUUGA